UACUCAAAACUUUUAUCAAACACUUGAUAAAAUAUUGAGAUGUAUCAGUAUUGUAUUGUAUUUGUAUGUGAUAAACGCCAACUUCAGUUUCACGUCAGUCUCUUAUAUGUCCAUUUAGUCUUUCUCUCCCUCCCUUCUUUGCAUUACAAUUCUAUAAAUACCACACCUUACCUAGUUACUCACCACCUUCAUUUUCCAUUAUUGCUCUUUCACUCAACCUCUCUUCCUUGCUCUAGAAAGCAUGGCAGAUAACAAUGUCAACCUCCCACCUGGCUUUCACUUUUAUCCCACAGAUGAAGAGCUUGUCGUCCAUUUCCUUCAAAGAAAGGCAAAUCUUCUACCUUGCCAUCCAGAUGUCAUCCCUGAUCUUGAACUCUACCCAUAUGAUCCUUGGGAACUUCAUGGUAGAGCUUUGGCAGAGGGAAAGCAAUGGUACUACUACAGCAGGAGGACACAAAAUAGGGUCACUGGGAAUGGUUAUUGGAUGCCAAUGGGAAUGGAAGAGCCAGUGAUUACAAGCUCAAGCAACAAGAGAGUUGGCAUGAAGAAAUAUUAUGUUUUCCAUGUGGGAGAAGCCCCUGAUGCUAACACCACCAAUUGGAUAAUGCAAGAGUAUCGUCUAUUAGAUUCUGCUUCCUCUAGCAGAUCAUCCAGAAGAAGACCACAACCAAAACCGGAUCACAGUAAAUGGGUGAUAUGUCGAGUUUAUGAGCGGGAUAACGAUGAUGAUGAUGGUGAUGGAACAGAGCUCUCUUGUUUGGAUGAAGUUUUCUUGUCAUUGGAUGAUCUUGAGGAAAUAAGUUUGCCAAAUUAAAUGAUGCAAGUGAUGUAGUUAGCUACAUUAUAUAUCCAAAUGGGAUAUUAAUUUAAGCUAAUUUUGUUGUUAUCAUGAUCAUUAUUAUUAUUGAUAUUUACUGGUUGUAGUUAAAGCCUUUAGCAGUUUAGGUUCCAUUGUAAUCAGUGAAGUCGCUAUAGCUAGAUUUCCACAUAGCAGCCUUUCAAGUGGGGCACUAGGUGAAACUCAUGGCCAAAACCAAACAAUAUGCAGUGUGACGUUAUGCUUUCAAAUAUCCCAUUCACUAGCACAGGUCAAUCUUGGAAAUUCCAUGCUCUUUAGUCCUUAUUCCAACACGUGGAUAAUCACAAUAUAUCUAGUAUCUACUCUCAGCCAUUAAUGUAGGACUCUUUAAUCCUGCAAAUCAAGAUAAGAUAUGCAAAAACCUCUAUUUCUUGUUUCUUUAACUUUACAUGUAUCAGCAAUUUACCAUAUAAUCUACACUUG
Vigna unguiculata (cowpea) is the source of this 1282-nucleotide messenger RNA. Its product is annotated as NAC domain-containing protein 104-like. Gene Ontology annotation, biological process: regulation of DNA-templated transcription; system development. NCBI's taxonomy places the organism in Eukaryota, Viridiplantae, Streptophyta, Magnoliopsida, Fabales, Fabaceae. The record is from RefSeq and is a predicted model, not a curated record. Gene Ontology annotation, molecular function: DNA binding.